UGCUUCCUGACAUUUACAGUAAUUGUAUAAAUAAUAUACAGUUUUAGAAUGUUUCCUGGCCGAUGAUAUUUUAAGUUAUUUUUUGUCUAGCAAUAUCAGUCUAAAUCUCCAAUUAUAGCUCAGUUUUUAAAAAAAAGCAUUACUCAGCAGGAAGUCUACCUAUCUCUAGUCAUUUACAAAACAGCGCACAGCCUGUUCUGACAGAUGUCAAGCAGCUGAAGACCUGCUGAUACAUCAACUUACAGCUGAUACAACUUAUCACAAAAUACCAAUCACUCAUGAACAAUACGAUGACCACUGGCAUCGAUUAUGAUGACGUACCCGAUAACACCCAUGUUGAUAUGCUGCGGCAUUACUUUUUGCCAAUUCUGUAUUCUGUCACCUGCAUUACUGGACUGGUUGGCAAUUUACUCAUUAUUAUCAUCUAUGCCUUCUAUGAGAAAAUGAAAACUCUGACCGACACCUUCAUGGUAAAUUUAGCGAUGGCGGAUAUACUCUUUCUCUGCACGUUACCAUUCCUGGCAUAUCAAGCAGCUGAAGGCUGGAUCUUCGGCAAACUCAUGUGUAAAAUCAUCCGGGGAGGGUACAGAAUAAACUUGUACAGUUCCAUGCUCAUUCUCACUUGCAUCACUUUUGACAGGUUUAUUUCCAUAACACAGGCUAAAAAAUUAAAAAUAUCCCAUUCAAAGAAACAUAGGUGGGGAAAAUUAGUCUGUGUGAUUGCAUGGGCAGUUUCACUGAUACUUGCAGUGCCGCAAUUUAUGUUUAGUGGAAGAGAAGAGCCUAAAUGCUUUGAAAUUUAUCCGGAAGGGCAUAAAUAUCUAAAUCUGAUAGUUAACUCAUUUCAAAUUACUGUUGGUUUUUUUGUGCCAUUAGCAGCAAUGAUUUUUUGUUACACUUUCAUAAUAAAAACAUUGAUCUUUUCUAGCAAUUUUCAGAAACAUAAGUCAUUAAAAAUCAUUUUUCUAGUUGUGAUAGCAUUUAUUGUAACUCAGCUACCCUACAACAUAGCUAUUUUAUGUCAUGUUUUAUACAAAACCAUAAAUGCAAAAGUUUUGGUCAUAACGGAAGCUAUAGCAUACCUGCAUGCAUGCAUAAACCCGAUCUUAUAUUUUUUUGUUGGCAUAAAGUUUAGAAAAAACUUCUGUAAAAUACUGGUGGAUUUACAUUUGGCCAAACCAAAUUUGGAACUAUCUGAUAAUCUGAAGACUACAGACAGAGAUUCUAGAAGUAUUUCUGCCUUUAACAAUACAGAAACCAUUACUAUGCACCAGUUGUAAAAAAUAUAAUAGAAUACAAAUAUGUAAACAUCCCAUUGCCUAGAGAAAACUACAAUUUUUAUAUUCCAAUGAUCUAUAAUGACAUUUAUUUUCAUGUAAAUAAUAUCUAAUAUAAUUGUUAUAUAUUGAUGUUUUGGUAGAAAUAACAAUUGCCACAAAUGUUGGCUCAAACAUCAAUUUCCAUGAGUUACUCCUAUUUACUUGUCCCCUUUCUGACUACUACUGUAUAGCAGUGCCUGAUGAUGUUACGCAGCUUAUAGGGACCAAAGGCGAUAAUGGCAAAACAAACUGAGGAAAUGCAGUCAUGGCAAUGAUGUGUCUUGGCGUGAAUGGGUGGCAGAAAUGAAAGGAAUGGAGCAUAGUUUCUUUGUAUAUAAAUACAUGGUACUUUGGGAAAGAAAGCUCCUGUCACACAUGCUGUCAACAACAUGUAUUUAAUUAUAUCCAUUUUUUCUUUGUAUUUGUAUUUAAUGAACCAUUUUUUUUUGUACCCUUUGCUUUUUGUAAUAUGUAUACACUUUGGUGCUAUGUAAAUAAAAUAGAGAAAU
Xenopus tropicalis (tropical clawed frog) is the source of this 1828-nucleotide messenger RNA. RefSeq names its product chemokine (C-X-C motif) receptor 6 (gene cxcr6). Bases 279 to 1280 code for a protein of 333 amino acids. NCBI's taxonomy places the organism in Eukaryota, Metazoa, Chordata, Amphibia, Anura, Pipidae. Gene Ontology annotation, biological process: inflammatory response; G protein-coupled receptor signaling pathway; chemotaxis. Gene Ontology annotation, cellular component: plasma membrane; membrane. The transcript is spliced from 2 exons. The record is from RefSeq and is a predicted model, not a curated record. Gene Ontology annotation, molecular function: chemokine receptor activity; C-X-C chemokine receptor activity; G protein-coupled receptor activity.